Messenger RNA from Vicugna pacos (alpaca), 1358 nucleotides. RefSeq names its product family with sequence similarity 107 member A (gene FAM107A). Gene Ontology annotation, cellular component: synapse; neuron projection; stress fiber. NCBI's taxonomy places the organism in Eukaryota, Metazoa, Chordata, Mammalia, Artiodactyla, Camelidae. The record is from RefSeq and is a predicted model, not a curated record. Gene Ontology annotation, biological process: actin filament polymerization; regulation of actin cytoskeleton organization; actin filament bundle assembly.
GCGGGAGGCUCGGCUCCCCCUCCAUCAGGGAAGUACCGGAAUGCAUUCCUGCUGACCCUCCCGUUAGAAGCAAGGGAAAUGCCUCUACAUGAGCUGCCUUGCUCAGAACAAAGCUUGGCAUGUUCUUAUUCCUCAACAGUCUGACAAAAUUGGUGUUUAUUUGUGCCUCCCGGCAUGUGGCUUGGACACGGUGUUCCGCAUCGGGGAAGUGGCCGAGUACCAAGUGCAAUACCCAUUACUAUAGCAACAGUUCCUUUUUAUUGAUACCAGAAUAAACAGGAAUGCGGAGCUGCCUCACUCGUUGGCACAGUUCAUCCCCAGGGCUUUAAGAACCGCCCUUUAGAGGCGGCCCUCCUUGCUAGCCUGGGACUCUCCGGUGGAGUGAGGACCCAGCCACACUGCGCCCGAGUUCCCGUCCCAACAGCACAGCCGAGAACCUCCAUGUACUCGGAGAUCCAGAGGGAGCGGGCGGACAUCGGAGGCCUGAUGGCCCGGCCAGAGUACAGAGAGUGGAACCCUGAGCUCAUCAAGCCCAAGAAACUGCUGAACCCCGUCAAGGCCUCCCGGAGCCACCAGGAGCUGCACCGAGAGCUGCUCAUGAACCACAGAAGGGGCCUGGGCGUGGACAGCAAGCCGGAGCUACAGCGUGUCCUUGAGCACCGCCGGCGGAACCAGCUCAUCAAGAAGAAGAAGGAGGAGCUGGAGGCCAAGCGGCUGCAGUGUCCCUUUGAGCAGGAGCUGUUGAGACGGCAGCAAAGGCUGAACCAGCUGGAAAAGCCACCAGAAAAGGAGGAGGACCGUGCUCCCGAAUUUAUUAAAGUCAGGGAAAACCUGCGCAGAAUCGCCACACUGACCAGUGAAGAGAGAGCGCUGUAGAGCUGGAGCUCCAGCGCCCCCUGCAGCCCGCCUUCGGCCCCCACACCCUCCUCCAGCCCUUCUGUAUCUGGCUGCCCUGGGCCCCCGCCUUGGCACAUCUGUGAUGUUCACGCUUGCUCCUGUAAAAUGCAUCGCCCCAAGAGGGCCAGUUCCACCCCUCACCCCUUCCCCCCAAAGCUGAGGGCUUCUCAGCUCCCAGGUUUUUCCCUCUGAGCACGCAUCUCUCCUGCUCCAAAAAACCCCGGCGAGGAAAACUUUCACAAGGCCCCUCUCCCGAAGGGGCUUCUGGGCCCUGCGGAGAUUUUUCUGGCAUUGUUGAGAGAAUGAGGCACGGCCCAUCUCUGGCUGAACAAGCCCACCAUUCUGCCCAGGCCCCAGAGAACUUCUCUGCAGCCAGAGGUGUGGCAGCUAAGCAGAGCAUCUCACGCCUGCCUGGAAAGCCACCGCGGGGAGAAGGCUUGACCAUCUGUCCUGGGUGAGGA